Halteromyces radiatus is the source of this 2343-nucleotide messenger RNA. RefSeq names its product pectate lyase superfamily protein-domain-containing protein. Gene Ontology annotation, molecular function: polygalacturonase activity. The record is from RefSeq and is a predicted model, not a curated record. Lineage: Eukaryota; Fungi; Mucoromycota; Mucoromycetes; Mucorales; Cunninghamellaceae. The transcript is spliced from 4 exons. The coding region runs from base 1 to 2343 and encodes 780 amino acids.
AUGGGUAGUCAAGACAACGAAAUGUGGAUCUCACAUAUCACACAUGGGAAAUCAUCGUUCAAUAGCAACUUGGAUUAUAAAGUGUACCGCAAUGUCAAAGAUUAUGGGUGUAUUGGUGAUGGCGAAGCAGAUGAUACAGCAUGCAUCAAUCAAGCGAUACAAGAUGGCCAAAGAUGCGGAGGGAAUUGCGGAUCUUCAACAUUAACACCUGCACUGGUUUAUUUCCCCUCGGGUCGUUACAAAAUCUCGAGCCCGAUCAUCAUGUAUUAUUUUACACAAUUGGUUGGGAAUGCAUUGAAUCCACCUACUUUAGUGGCUGCUAAUUCGUUUCAAGGCAUGGCUAUGGUGGAUUCUGAUCCUUACCUUGCCGAUGGUAGUCAAUGGUAUAUCAAUCAAAAUAACUUUUUCAGACAGAUCAGAAACUUUGUCUUUGACUUGACUGGCACUCCUGUACAGGCACAUACUACUGGACUUCAUUGGCAAGUUGCUCAGGCCACUUCAUUAAUUAACCUCCGUUUCAUCAUGUCCAUGGAUCCAACAACUAAUCAUCAAGGUAUUUGGAUGGAUAAUGGCUCUGGUGGUUUUAUGUCUGAUUUAGUAUUUGAAGGUGGCAAAUUCGGUAUGUGGGUCGGUAAUCAGCAAUUUUUGUCUCGUGGUCUGACUUUCCAUCAUUGUCAGACUGCUAUUUAUAUGAACUGGAAUUGGCAAUGGACUUUUCAAAAACUAUCUAUCAACAAUUGCAAUACAGGGAUUGAUAUGACUUCUGCUGGCAAAAACACUAUCUCUAAUGUCGGCAGCAUCUUAGUGUUGGAUGGCGAAUUCAACAAUACAACCACGGGUAUCAAACUCACAAGUACACUUCCUACACACUCUGAUACAUCCGCCACUCUUUUAUUGGACAAUGUCAAAACAACCAACGUUGAUACUAUGAUUGCAAACGGUCAUGGAAAGGUUAUCCUUGCUGGUGGUAAUACUGUUAUUCGUUCUUGGGGAAGUGGAUCUAUUUAUACAGAUACUGGUGGCCAAGGUAUUUUACAACGCGGAAACUUACCCAAUGCUCCUAUCAAGUCACCCAGUCUACUUUCUAAUGAUGGUACCUUUCAUGUACAAUCUCGACCACAAUAUGAACAAUAUGAUGUAUCCUCCUUUGUCUCUGUUAUUGAUGGUGGUGCCAAAGGAGACGGUAUAACAGAUGACACGGAAGCCAUUCAAAAGGUGAUCAAUGACAAUGCAGGUUGUAAAAUUGUAUUCUUCCCUGCCGGUACUUAUAUUAUCAGCAAAACCAUUACAGUACCAGCUGGAUCAAGACUAACGGGUGAGCUUUGGUCGGUUCUGAUGGCUAAAGGACAAGUAUUCCAAGAUAUGGAUAAACCAGUGGCGAUGAUCAAAGUUGGCAAUCAAGGUGAUCAAGGUAUAGUGGAAAUGAGUGAUCUGAUCUUUUCAUCAUCUGGUGCACAACCUGGUGCUGUACUUUUGGAAUGGAAUAUGCGGGAUGAACCUUCAGCUUUAGGCUCCAGUGGACUUUGGGAUACACAUUUCCGUGUGGGUGGUACGAUAGGAUCCGAUCUUCAAUAUCAACAGUGUCCAAAGAAGAAAGGUGCUAUUGCUGACAACAAUAUGGACAACAUUGCAUGUGCAGGUGUACAUACUUUAUUACGAUUAACUUCUUCCUCUUCAGCUUAUCUUGAAAAUGUAUGGGCAUGGACAGCGGAUCAUGAUCUUGAUGAUGGUGAAAAACAACGACAAGUCUCCAUUUAUACUGGCCGUGGUAUUUUAAUUGAAUCAACAGAAGGUCCUGUUUGGCUCUAUGGUGUACAAUCUGAACAUAACACACUCUAUCAAUAUCAAAUUUCGCAUGCCAAGAAUGUAUUGAUGUCUAUGAUCCAAUCGGAAACUCCUUACUGGCAACCUGUCCCUGCUGCUCCUUUCCCUUUCCAACAAGUUUCCGCUGGUGAUGUACAAAAUACAUGGAAUGAUCCAACAUUUGAACAUUGUAGGACUUUUGAUAGUAACAACAGCAACAACAACAAUAGCUCAAUACAACCACCGAAUCGAUGUGCAAUGGCUUGGGGUUUACGAUCUCUUGCUUCAUCCAAUGUAUAUAUCUAUGGUGCAGGGCUCUAUAACUUUUUCUACGACUAUAAUCAAUCUUGUUUGGAUACCGAAGAUUGUCAAGAAUCAUUGGUGGAUAUGGAAAAGAAUCAUGGACUCUAUUUAUACAAUCUCAACACAAAAGCAAAUAUCAACAUGGUAGUAGGCGACAAUACUCAAGUUUGGGCAAGACAAGCGGAUAAUGUGAAUGGAUUUUGUCAAACUAUCAACGCGUUCCUUUCUGAAGCAUGA